Pundamilia nyererei is the source of this 5392-nucleotide messenger RNA. RefSeq names its product rho-associated protein kinase 2-like. Bases 387 to 5162 code for a protein of 1591 amino acids. The record is from RefSeq and is a predicted model, not a curated record. Gene Ontology annotation, molecular function: small GTPase binding; Rho-dependent protein serine/threonine kinase activity; ATP binding. Gene Ontology annotation, biological process: positive regulation of centrosome duplication; mitotic cytokinesis; regulation of cell junction assembly. Gene Ontology annotation, cellular component: centrosome; cytoplasm; cytoskeleton. The transcript is spliced from 35 exons. NCBI's taxonomy places the organism in Eukaryota, Metazoa, Chordata, Actinopteri, Cichliformes, Cichlidae.
UUGACUAAUCUUUGUUACAGGUUGAGCAUGUUGGGUCGACUGAUUUAGUUUUACCUGCCUGCCUGAUAGCAAGACGACACUUAUCUGAAAGUGAAGUUUACCUCGACACACCCGCUUGGUUUUCACUUGCGUGCGUGUCUGUGUGACCACUAAUGAAAACUGGGCGAGACGGUUUGUUUGGGCCUUGGAUAAAUAAUUAACCAGACAACUCAAGCCGCAGUUUCAAGAGCUGACAUGAGGAGUUGACGCAAAGCAAGAGCGAAGUGCGCCUCUAUCGCCAGCCUGUUACCUGAGCGAAAACAACAGGCUCGCAGGUGUUUUUGUUUCUUUUAUAUUUUUCUUUAUAUUUUUAAUGACAUUUGAACUGGAUACACUUCAUUGUAAUAAUGCUGGGAGCGGAGAGCAGAUUGGAAAGCCGGCUGAAGAAGCUGGAGUCCCUGAUAAGGAAUCCACAGUCGGCACUAAACUUGGCAACCCUGCUGGAUUCCAUGAAUGCACUGGUCAAUGACUUGAAUUACCCCCCCUUACGGAAAAACAAAAACAUAGAGUCCUUUCUGAACAGAUAUAAAGACUUAGUGAGUGAGCUGCGAGAACUUCAGAUGAAGCUUGAUGACUUUGAGAAAGUCAAGCUGAUCGGAAAAGGAGCUUAUGGACAAGUGCAGCUGGUCCGUCACAAGGCCUCUAAGAAGGUUUAUGCCAUGAAGCAGCUCAGCAAGUUUGAGAUGAUCAAAAGGUCAGAUUCGGCCUUCUUCUGGGAGGAGAGACACAUCAUGGCCUUCUCCAACAGCCCCUGGGUCGUCCAGCUAUGCUGUGCUUUCCAAGAUGAUCGGCACCUUUAUAUGGUGAUGGAAUUCAUGCCCGGAGGAGACCUGGUCACACUCACCAUGAACUACGACAUCCCUGAGAAAUGGGCUCGCUUCUACACGGCAGAAGUAGUGCUGGGGCUAGACGCCAUCCACUCGAUGGGCUUCAUCCACCGCGACAUUAAGCCUGACAACAUGCUGCUGGACCAACACGGACACCUCAAACUGGCUGACUUUGGCACAUGCAUGAAGAUGGACUCGACAGGUAUGGUGAAAUGUGACACAGCUGUAGGCACACCAGACUACAUCUCCCCCGAGGUUCUCCAGUCUCAGGGGGGUGAUGACUACUAUGGCCGGGAGUGUGACUGGUGGUCUGUAGGAGUAUUUCUCUUUGAAUUGCUAGUUGGUGAAACUCCUUUCUAUGCCGAGUCCCUUAUCGGAACGUACGGAAAGAUUAUGAACCACCAGAACUCGCUCGUAUUCCCAGAUGAUGUAGAGAUGUCUCAAAAUGCCAAAGAUCUCAUCUGUGCCUUCCUUACUGACAGGAAGGUUCGUCUGGGCCGCACCGGAGUGGACGAGAUAAAAUGUCACCCCUUCUUUAAGAACAACCAGUGGACCUUUGACAACAUCCGUGACACUGUGGCCCCAGUUGUGCCAGAGCUGAAAGGUGACAUAGACACCAGUAACUUCGAUGACAUAGAGGUUGAGAAAGGAGAUGUUGAGACCUUUCCUCCACCCAAAGCCUUUGUUGGCAACCAGCUACCAUUUAUUGGUUUCACCUACUUCAAGGAGGAUCAGCUGCUAAAGGGAAGUAAAAGCAGUUCUGCAAAAGAUUCAGAGGACUGUGAGGAAAUCUCAGAGGACAAGGAGAAUUGUUCAGACAAUAAGAAAGAGCUGCAGAAAAAGGUUUCCCAACUGGAAGAGAAGCUCGACAAUGAGAUGCAGGCCAAAGAUGAGCUGGAGCAAAAGUGCAGAAAUGCUACCAACCGUUUAGACAAACUCGCCAAAGAAUUAGACAAGGAGAUGAACAGCAGGCAGAAAGUCGAAGCCUCACUGAGGCAGCUGGAGAGAGAGAGAGCUCUGCUGCAGCACCAGAGUGCUGAGAAUCUGCGCAAGGUGGAGAUCGAAACUGACAGGAAACGCAGCCUGGAGAACGAGUUGAACAACCUGAGGGACCAGCUAGAGGAUCUGAGGAAGAAGAACCAGAAUUCACACAUCUCAAAUGAGAAGAACAUCCAGCUGCAAAAACAACUUGAGGACGUCAAUGCUGUGCUUCAGGCUGAGCAAGAGGCUGUAGCGCGGUUAAAGAAGAGUCAGGCGGAGGUGCAGAAACAAGCCCAGAGUCUGGAGGUUAGCCUCGGGGAGAUGCAGGAAAAGUGCAGCCAGCUUGAAAACAGCAAGAUGGAGCUGGAGAAGCAGCUGAGGGGGCUGCAGGCCGAACUGGAGGAGGAGAGGAGAGGCCGCAACAUGGGGACAGAAACUAUUAAUGACCUACAGGGACGCAUCUCAGGGCUGGAAGAAGAGGUGAAAGAAGUGAAGUCAUCUCUUUCCAAGGUCCAGACUGAAAAAAAGGAGCUACAGGAGAAGCUCAGUGAGCUUGAGAAGAAAAAGAGCAACCAAGAGAUCGACCUUACGUUCAAGCUGAAGUCCCUGCAGCAGAGUCUGGAGCAGGAGGAGGUAGAGCACAAGGCCACCAAAGCCAAGCUUGCUGAUAAAAAGAAGACCGACCAAUCCAUAGAAGAGGCAAAGUCCGAGGCCUUAAAAGAGAUGGAGUGCACCCUGCAGGAGGAGCGCAGCUUGAAGGUGCAGGUGGAGGGAAAGCUGCUGCAGCUAAAAAAGGACUACUCCAUGCUGGACUGUGAUUACAAGCAGGCGGAGAACAAGCUGGAUGAAUUUCAGGCACAGAAGGAGAAACUUUCUGAAGAGGUGUUGCACCUGACCUCACGUCUGGAGGAGGAGAUGCACAAGCGGAGUAUGAGCCAGAGUGAACUGAAGAUGCAAAACCAGCAGGUGUCUGUGCUCCAGUCCUCUGAGAAACAGCUCAAACAGGAACUCAACCAACUGUUAGACAUGAAGCAGAUGCUGGAGAAACAGAACCAGGAACUACGGAGGGAAAAGCAGGAGGCUGAUGGCCAGCUGAAGGAACUGAAGGACCAACUGGAGGCACAGCACUGUUUCACAACCCUUUACAAGACACAGAUCCGUGAGCUGACGGAUGAGCGUGAUGAGAAGAAUAAGCUGUACGAAGAGGUGCAGCAGCAACUGGCAGAAUACCAGGAAGAAAGGAAGUCACUGACAACCCGGCUGGAAGAAAGCUUGACCAAAGCAGACGCUGAGAAGUUGGCUCGUUCUGUCGUUGAGGACCAGUUCUCCAAUCUGGAGAAAGAAAAGAUCAUGAAGGAGCUAGAGAUCAGCGACAUGAUGAUGAGGCACCAGCAGGAGCUCAGCGAUAAGGAGGCCACCAUCAGCUCGCUGGAAGAGUCCAAUCGUACGCUGACGGUGGAUGUAGCCAACCUGGCCAGUGAGAAGGAAGAACUCAACAACCAGCUGAAAGAAAUGCAACAAAAACUCCAGAAAGCAAAAGAUGAAGAGAACUAUUUCAAAGAGUCCUUUGAUAAGCAGCUGUGCAACGAAAGAACGCUAAAAAUUCAGGCUGUGAACAAACUGGCUGAGGUGAUGAACAGGAGGGAGAAGGUGCGGGGAGGCCACCAAGGCACUGACACCGAGGUGCACAAGAAGGAGAAGGAGAACAGGAAACUGCAGCUGGAGCUGAAAGCAGAGAAGGAGAAAUUCAGCACCGCCAUCGUAAAAUACCAGAACCAGCUGGCUGAAAUGGAGGCGCUGGUGGCAGAAGAGAACCAGAUGCGUCUAGAUCUUCAGAUGACGCUGGACAGUAAAGAGAGCGACAUUGAGCAGCUGCGAUCCCAGAUCACAUCCCUCAGCAUUCACUCUCUGGACUCCACCAGCAUCAGCAGUGGCAACGACUUGGAUUUAGAAGGAUACCCAGUGCGCAUUACUCACUCUCACACCUCAGAAUCAAUGUCCUUCACCUACCAGCGCACACACAAAUCCGUCUGCAUCGACACUCGGCCAAACCUUCGCUCGGCUCACGCUCUCUUUGGCUCUGACUCUGAGGACGAAGAAGAGCAUGAUGGGCGUCAGGAGCGGGGCCAAACUCCCCUGGCCCUUACCUAUGAACCGUCCUCUGAGCCUGAACCCGAACCUGAACCUAGAGACUCCAGGCUGGAGGGCUGGAUCUCACUUCCUUCCAAGAACACCAAGCGAUUUGGUUGGGACAAAAAAUAUGUGGUCGUGAGCAGUAAGAAGAUCCUGUUCUAUAACAGCGAGGUGGAUCGAGAGCAAGCUAACCCUUUCAUGACCCUGGACCUUGAUAAGCUGUUUCAUGUCCGGCCUGUAACUCAGACUGAUGUGUACCGUGCAGAUGUCAGAGAAAUUCCAAGGAUUUUCCAGAUCCUAUAUGACAAUGAAGGUGAGAGCAAGCGUGAGCAGGAUGCUGGAGCUGAACCCACAAACUCUGGUGAUCGCGCCUCAUACAUCAGCCACAAGGGCCACGAGUUCAUCGUCACCCUCUACCAUUUCCCAUCCAACUGUGAGGUCUGCACCCGGCCUUUGUGGAACGUCUUCAAACCUCCACCAGCGCUCGAGUGUCGUCGCUGCCACACCAAGUUCCAUAAAGACCACCUGGAUAAAAAAGAAGUUAUUAUACCCUGCAAAGUGAAUUAUGACAUCUCCACGGCCAAAGAACUACUCCUCCUGACCAGCUCUCAGACGGAGCAGAAGCACUGGGUCAGUCACCUCCUUAAGCGCAUCCCGAAACACCCGACACUGAGUCCUCCCCCUGUGGCACGCAAUUCCCCUGAAAAAAUACCCCAUUCCUCUCCACAAGUAUCCCCACGACCUUCGCCCAAGUCCUCUCCUCGCAUGUCCCAUCGAGGCGCUGUAAAGAUCCAAUCCACCCGGCAGCAACCGUCAUCGGGGAAGCCAAGUAAGCUGGUUCGUGUCAGAUCUAUAAGUCAAAGUGAUGUGUACCGUGCAGAUGCCAGAGAAAUUCCAAAGAUAAAGUAUAACAGUGAAGACGACAUCAGGCGUGAACAGGACACUCCAUUGGAACCCGUGCCGCAUGGCGAUCGCGGCUCCUACAUCAACCACAGGGGCCAUGAGUUUAUCCUCGCACUCUAUCAUUUUCCAUCCAGCUGUGAGGUCUGCAGCCGGCCUUUGUGGGACUUAUUUAAGCCUCCGCCAGCGCUCGAAUGCCGCUGCUGCCACGGCAAGUUCCACAAGGACCACCUGGAUAAAAAAGAGAACGUUAUUGUACCCUGCAAAGUGAACCCUGGAUAGUAUUUCCAUUCACAUGCAGUAAUGGAAGCAGUGUCUACGUGUGUUGUUGCGAGUGACAAAAUCCAAAUACUAAUGUGGACAGGAAACUGGUGUCAUGACAACUGGGAUUUCAUUCGAGGAAAGUGCAUGCUGUAUCCUUCGUGAUUAAUUCUAAUUUGCUUCCUGAUCAUUGUCAUAGGCGUGUGUGUAAACAUUUGUGUACACAUUAAAAGAUCUCUCUUUGUAUCAUA